GGCAAACAACCCUUUCUCUCGCUUCCUGCUCUGUGCGAUGGCUGGUGGAUGAGUGAGACCAGCUAUGGUCGCUUUGUAGCGGGCCAACAGAAUGCCUCCACUGAGCUUGCCCAAGGCACCUGUGGAGCACGCCAGUUCCGCACGCGCGGUACCGGCGGCCAUACCGGCUGUGCCAUCCCACGAGGUCAGAGGAUUGAAAGGGCCGCCAAGUACUUUGAAUGGCUAUGUUUCGCCUCUGCAAAGUGCAGGAACUCAGGGCUGUCAGGGCCCCAAUGGUGUUGGACUUAGUGCACCCAAAACAGCUCCCCCUGCACUCCCUGCACCUGGAGUAUCGGGAAGCGGUGGAAGCGGUGCAGCAUUGAGUCUGCCUGCACUGCCGAAACUCACCCCGCCGCCGCCGCCUCGGGCUCUGUUGAAACCACCGGUGGUUGAUUUGAUGAGCAACAGUAGCCACGGAAGUGACGGAGAUGAUUUGGUGUCGGCUGUUAGUUCAGUAUCGAAACAGGCAGAGAUGGAGCCCGUGCGAAAGCUGCGCCCGCCACCUCUGGGUGACUCCCCGUUUCCAGCGCCUAUAUUUUGUGGCGAGGGACCGGAGCAGAGCAGUGCAUCAACUGCCGACGUGGCGCAUGAAGUGCAGCUGCCCAUGUCGGCCACGGACUCCGCCGUGCAAGUUGCUGAGGAGCAUGGAGAGAGCGUGGACCAGCUGGAAGAGCUUGAGGAUGGUGAGGAUGUUCCUCCAGAGAUCGCAGUGGGCAAGAAGCUCGAAGCAGCUGCGAAGGAGACCCUUGGGAAAAGCGUGCAAAUAGCAAGUAGCCCUGAGCACGAAGCGAAUGAUUCUGUCUUGGAGGAAUUCCCCGGCAGGCACAAGGCCACAGACUCCAAGCAUGAGGGUGUCAUGGAGGUCCCUGAGCCAACUCCUCAGCGCAGUGCGUCCUCCGUUUUCUUCGACGCUGCCUCCAACCAAGACGAAGACAGAUCGUUGCAUUCUGCGGCCUCUGGUGCUGAGUCUGAUGCAACCGUCCGAGAUGGCUGUGAUUUGAAUCGACACGCCCAAGAUGUCGCACACUGGACAGCCGAUGCUCCCACUGCUGCUAUUCAUUCAGAGGUGGUUGCUGUUGAAGUGGAAGCAAGACGCCCGAGACGACAACGAGUUUCAACCAUUCCUCCCACAGCGCGCGCCUCAGAGCGCUCCAGCGAGGAAGAGGUCCAGCGCGUCUAUCGACAGAUCAACGACCGCGGCCGCGCGCUGGCGAGUCUGGAGGACCUGCGAGCAUAUGCUGGAGACUUUCUUGGCUUUGGCCAAGCCGAAGUUGAGCGCUUCUUUGAGGAGUUCUCAACUUCCGAAAGCCCGCCCUUGCAAGCUGAGGGCUUCAUCGCUGCCAAUAUCUUCCAUGACCCACUUGGACUCAUUUGGUAA
Messenger RNA from Cladocopium goreaui, 1417 nucleotides. The record is from the annotation of a GenBank genome assembly. NCBI's taxonomy places the organism in Eukaryota, Dinophyceae, Suessiales, Symbiodiniaceae.